Molecule: messenger RNA, 1917 nt
Organism: Alosa sapidissima (American shad)
Lineage: Eukaryota; Metazoa; Chordata; Actinopteri; Clupeiformes; Clupeidae
Exons: 5
Coding region: 767-1564 (265 amino acids)
Source: RefSeq, a predicted model, not a curated record
UUAAGAGUGGAAAAGGUACAGUGACGCAGUUUGCCCUGCACAGUCCAGGUUUUGAGUUGCAUGUCCCAAGUCCCCACAAAUAUUUCUCGGAACACUUAUACAUCCCAGUUUUCAACUUCAAACUUCUAUCAAAUUGUCCCAGUUUUCAGUGGUUACAUAGAAUUUAUCAUGUUCUUUAUAACAUAAGGCCAACCUAAAGCCAUUGAAGAAACAUAAACGGUACAUCAUGUGUCUGAAUUCAACGCUGAAGUGUGUCAGUCAUCAACAACUGUUCCAAUAUAAUGCCUGUGGACAGAGCGACCAUGACAGAGCUGUCAGGCCGGAGGAGCAUGCCAUGCGGAUAUGGGGCAGGAGCAGGAACUCCACGAUUUCGAGACCUAUGGUUUGAGGUUUUGAAAAUCUGGUCACCUAUAUCACAAGACAGGAGGAGGGUUUUCCCACCCUCCUUUGGGAGCUUUGAUGAGUCAGGAAUCUCGCUCCGGGACCACAAACUUCCCGGUCCGUACUCCCUCAGUGGCUAUAAACGCACACACACACACACACCGCCUGUGCCUCGCACUCGCACUCUAUCGAAACAGCUACACAUGCACACAUGUCCCAGAUCUCCUACUGAGCCAGAGCUGAGGGAGAACAAAUAACACACAAACACACACACACACAUACACACUCUGGGAUACAAAUACAUAAACACUCACGUAUACACAAACACUCAAAUUUUGAGAUACAAACACACACACAUACAGAGACCCGGAGACCUAGAGGAAAAAUGAGUCGGACUGUACCACACAGGGCGGCUUUCAGCGCUACAAAGAGAGGAGCCAGUGCACAGCUUGAGCUCUCAGCAGCCGCGGCUGGUCCGACAGCCCCUCGCGAUGCCCUGAGGAGAUUCCUCCUGCUGAAGUAUAUCCAGACGCUGCUGCUGCCACUGGGCAACGAGCUGCUGCUGGCCGUGGGUGCGCUGGCCAGCCUCUACACCCUCCUGCUGCUCUCCUCGCCGCACGUCUCCCGCAAGGCUUCUGUCGUGCUGCUGGGCCAGCUGGCCAGGGCCGACGGCCUGCUGCUGCUACGCUGGGGCCUGGGCCUCGAGUUCGGUCUCGGGCUGGGCGACAUGAAGCUUUCCCUGGGUUGUGAUGGGCAGGCAACCCCCUGGAUCGUUCGGGGCCUGCUGCUGGAGGCCCACCACCUGGCCAGCUUGCUGCUGCUGAGCUGCGUGAGCCUGGAGGCACUGCUGGUGAGCCACUGGGCGGCCGAGUCGCGCCACGUGCGAACGGCACAUCACGCAGGACUCGUCUGCACCCUCAUAUGGACCGGAGUGGCGUUGCAGCUGGGCUUACAGAUAGUAGGAUGCUGCUCGCGGGACUCAAACUUGGAGGCAGACGAGGGCUCAAAAUCAGACAUGGACGGGGGGUUAAUCAGGUGUUUCCUGCAGAUUUGUGCCACUCUGGCUCCACUCUCGCAUGUGCUGAUGCAAGGUUUACAAGCGCUGCUCUGGGUGGCGAACACUUGGGUGCUUUAUAAAGUCUUUUACCGUAAGACACAGAAAGGGAAGAGCUGUUUCCACUAGAACUCUUCCCCUUUUUGGGCAUAGCCAAAACAAACAAGCUGGAGUAGGAUGGAUUGUAUUUGUACUAUUUAUAUGUCUUCUGUUAUCGUUGUGGUUUUGAUUGUUUUGUAUUUAAGGUAUUGUGUGCUUGGAUCAGUGUAUUAAGGACAAUUUGACUCUCUCCAGGCAUUUAUGGAAAAACUGAUGUCAUCUGUGUGGCAUUCACUUGGUUAAGGAGAGAGAGAGAGAGAGAGAGAGAGAGAGAGAGAGAGAGAUCCGUGUUUGUUUGUGUGUGUGUGUGUGUCACAGCAACACUGAGGCAACAAUAUGACUGCUUGCUUACAGAGCUAAUAAAAGUUUUCAAUAAAAAAACA